Messenger RNA from Xyrichtys novacula (pearly razorfish), 15138 nucleotides. The record is from the annotation of a GenBank genome assembly. Lineage: Eukaryota; Metazoa; Chordata; Actinopteri; Labriformes; Labridae.
GGUUCCUGUUGUGUGGCUCAGCCGGUGACUAGUGACAGCAGCAGCAGCAGCCUCCCAGUGUACUACCUACCUGUCAGACAGACACGGCGGAGUGUCCACGGGAUGAGAAAAUGAAAACAUGGAGAUUCUACACCUGGGAUUUUUAAAAACCGAGAGUCUCAGCUGAACCAUGAAACUCGCCUCUGUGGCCUUUUACGGGUUUGCUCUGGCUCUUUUGGCGGUUGGCCUGCGAGAGUUGCUGACUGGCUUCGAGGAGAACAGAUGCAGUAUGACCUACAUGUUUGAGUAUCCAGAGUACCGGGUGAGUCUCCACGCUCGUUAUUAACACUUUCACCUUCAUUCUGUCACAAAUUAAGAAGAAAAGGACCGUAUUUGUGCCGUUUUUCUCCAUGCUGAAGCUCAAUAUCGUUAUCAUGCUAAAACGCUACUUUCACCUCAAAAUGCAACGACUAAAAUGUUGUUUCCUCCUCAGAUUAACAAUUAUUUAAGUCCUUUAACGUGUUUACAUCUAUUUCCUGACACAUGCUGGGUUACCUCAUGUAUUUCCUCAAUGGUUUCUAUAAAUAACAAUACUCACCAGGGGCGUGUCCACACUUUGAUGACUGGGGUGGCCCAUAUGGGGUGCUGCCUGAUGCAGGGGGGGCAUGAAGUGGUAUAUACACACAUUAAUAGUGUUUCUGUCACUUUUAUAUGCAGUAUAUACUCUGGAUUUUCAGGGCUUGACAUUGUGACCAUUUCACUCGUAUUGUAACACGUAUUAGGGGCACAUGUGCGUGUAUAAAAAUUAUUUGCAUACCGUGGUGAAGUUAGUUUUAGGUUGGAUAUCUGACGGACAUUCACUGCAGAUCUAACAGUGUCUUCUUACUCUCUAUAACCGGGAAUAGCAACAGCAGCGCGGUUAAUGGUGGGGUAGCAGGAAUCCGUUAACAAAGCAUCUUUUUUUGUGGUGUAAAUACAAAAAGGCUUUUAAUAUCAGUCAAUAGCUAUUAGUCAUGGAUGACAUUUGGUAAUAUAACGAUAUCUCUGUGUUCUCUUGUGUCUGUCGUUCAAGAGCCCAGACAAAGUUAGCGUGCUACAAUACAAUAUUCAACGUCGGGUGUUGAAUAAGGGACCGUCAAUAAAUUACCGGUUGAUGUUCUCACAAAAGGCCUUUUUCCCUCAAUAGCUUCCAUGUCAUGUGACCAAAAGACCUAAAAUUAAUUUCAAAUAAUAGUACUUAAGUUGACCGAUAAGACACACCUCUUCAUUUCAUCAAUUUUUAUCCUGCCCCUGAAGUUCUUUGUGUGCUCCUUACUUUCUCAACUUGUAAAGAAAGUUAGUGUCAAGCCCUGAUUUUAUCAUAAUCCCUCUUAGCUUUAUUCUCAAAGUUCUCAAACUGAAGAUCAUUGUCCAAAAUCGGAAUCAAAAGACCUUCAAAAAUUUUACGCAAACUCCUGCUGUCAGAAACGUCUACCUUUGUAAUGCAUCAGUACCAAAAUCUCACCACUAGAGGCAUUUAAGAGAGUUAAGAGAGUGUUUGCAUCAUGUAGUGGCAUCUGAGUAUACAUAAGUGCCACCCUUGGCCACCCUCCGAGACACAUCCCUGGCUCCCACGCUCGCCUCUUUGUUUGUAGGUGUGUUUGGUAAGCUUUGGAUUAGAUCGGCUAAAAUUAGAGCGGUUAUAAACCAUAAAUCAAGGGCUGAUCCUUGAAUCCUCUCAGUGACUGAAUCAGCUUUGCGAGGAGCAAACUUGUGUCGUACAUACUAGUUUACAGCAAGUCAGGUAAGGAUAGCAUCAGAGAGGAUGGUAGUGAAGCCAUGCAGGCGGAUUUUAAUGUGUUCAUCUGCCCAGAAGUGGAGCACAGCUGGGGGCUAUCUGCCGUAUGAGCUUUGGCCUUAUUGAACACGUGAUAGGAUGUCUUUUUGUUAUGAAGCAGAAUACAAAGAGACCCAUAUAUCUAAAAGGAUCUGUCUCCUUUGUGUUUGUGGUUAUUAAUGGAAACUAUAAGCCCCUGUGAUAAAUACUGGGUAUGUGGGGAAGGACAGUAACUCAUAAGAAGUUAAAUAACCUCUCAUUGAUAAACCAUAAUAAACUGUAGGUAAUCAGAUUACCUCCAUAGGAAUCCAGACAGACCGGUUUUAUUCAGGUGGAGUUUGUUUAUUCACUGCUCUAGUUUCUGACUCGCCUGAAAACGUGUUUUAAAAAAGUUAAAAACUUGAUGAUUUGAUCAUGACUGAGUUCGAUGUUGUGUUCACAGCGAGUCGCUCUGCCUCGACGGGUGGCCAGACUGUACCCGGCGUACGGGCUCUACCUGUACGGAGAGGGCGUGUACGCGCAGGAGACCAGGGCGCUCAAACUCACCGGUGCACCUGUGCUCUUCCUGCCUGGAAAUGCAGGCAGUUACAAACAAGGUGAGAGCACAACAUCAACAAAAAGUUUAACACUGACUGCUCAAAAGGUGGAUCACAGGGUUUGCUUUUAAAUGACAGCCAGCUCAUCUUAAAUAUGUGAUAUUGAGCAAAACUCUAAUGUAACCCCCUUGGAAAACAGUCCUAAUGCAUGUGUUGUAGUGAGCUGUUGGACUGAUUUAAGUCUAAUUAUAGAGUUAAAUCAGUUAUUGUUAAAUUUUUCUUGCAUUUUCAUUUUGCUGCGAAUCACGCUCAGUGUCCAACAGCUGAUGUAAGUUAUCAGGUUGAGAUGAUUGGCCCAAAUCACUGACUCCUGAUCAGUAAAUAAUGAUGUGAUGAUUGACUAAAGGAUAGAAAGAUCUCUUGUUGAGGUUGAUUUAAAAAAAAAAAAAAACGAGUACAGCGCCCAGUUUUUAAUGAUUAGUUUCUGCAUAACAAACAAACACGCUGAAUUGUUCUUUGUAAUGCUGCCCAGAAAAUCAUCUCAGUAAUGAAGUUUAGAUGCUGGAGAUCACUGAUAAACAAUAGAGAUAUGUUAGUUUCAUUUAUUUGCAAUAAACACAGGCAGUAUUUUUAUUAUACCUGACAAUACACACUCUUUUCUUAGGUAUAAUAACUCAAAUAAUGUGCAGUAACAUGUCCAAAUGUUUCUCUGUGUAAAGCAGUUUUUCUUCUAGAUUUUUCUAUAACACUUUUUGCACAGCUCUAUGAGAACUUUCUGAUAUUAUCUCUGUAUGCAUUAUGAGAGUGAACCUUUUCCUCCAUUUUUACCUCUUCCUAAGGUUCAUCUAAUCUUGAUUUGAAGACCGCUCUUUUCAAAUAUUUUGUUCUUUUGCUCUCCGUGUUUUAUUUCCUGCUGUAUUCAUAGGAUUUGUUUGUUAUUGUAAGAAAAUGUCACAAACAUGCAAAAUCUCACUUAAGAGGAGUUCAGGGAAAUAACACCCGUUUUUGAUUAUAGCUUUCAUCUAUCUCUGCACGUUCUCCACCCGUUUUUUACUGCUCUUUGGAGACAUUGUGCAACUCCAGUGAUAAAAAAAUCGAGUUUUGUUUGACGGCUUGACAGGUGACCUCUAAAUCAGUGACUUAUUAAGCAGAACCAGGUGUGUUAUUGUCGAAAUCGAACAGAUAUGGAGCAGAACUGUGUCGUGCAGGUAGACGCUGAUUAAAGUCGUUUUUUUCUGGAGCUGCAUUCAAAAGUUUUUUAUUCUUUUAUGACUCAGAGCCCAAAAUAUCUUAAAAGAGGUUCAAGCUUGAGAAAGAGUCACAACACUUCUGUUUUUGAAGAUUGUCUUUUAUGCAGUUGUAAUGAAAACAUGAACCUGACAAUAAUAGAAUAACCGGCUGGUAACAGACCCGAUAAAGUGACAGCGUCUCUGUUCCUACGUUUGUCUGCAGUGGUCUGCUGUGGAUCUUUGAUUUUAAAGGAUCGUAUCUUUCUCCUCUCCGCUGUGAUCACUGGAAAGUCCCAGUCAGGCUCCCACGCCUGAACAUUUACUAAUAAAAGCAUCUUAACCAACAAGUGUUUACAGAGAAGUCACCACCCGAUGUUCUCGAUCUUCUGUCUCUGAGUUUUGGAUCUUGGUCGUUGUCCAAAAACGUCCUAAAUUUACUGUGAAUAUUUGCUCGGGCUUCGGUUUAUUCGGAGUCAGUCCUCGAUCUGUUGCUGUAAAUACUCUGUAGAAAACCUCAAGUGUUAAUUAAUUAAUUAAUCUGCAGCUGAAAAUAGUCCCUUCACAAAUAGACUCUUGAACCCUGAUGAGGUGAAGUUUGCAAAUAAACAACAGUUCUCCUGCGGUUUCAGGGAAUCAAGAAGUCCAUAAUGAGGUAGUCGUCGACGGAUGGAUUUCUGACCUCUUAUCUGCGUAUUUUCUCACACUUAUGCCUCCAUGUUUAAUCUUCAAUCAACUGAAUCUGUCCUGAUUUUAUACUGACUCUUUGUUCCUGUUAUCAGCCGAGUGUAGGAGGACUACAGGCACGUGAAAACAGACAGAUUUUCUGUGGUGUUUGUGAAGAUGCUCCUCCAUCUUCUCUGCUCCUUAAUAUUUCCAGUCUGACCUGAAACCCUUCAGGCUGUUGUUGUAUUCUUAACAGCAGCUGCUGUGUUUGUUAAGCCAAAAGCUUCGCCCGUUCAAACAGCUUAGAGUUAUUGUAGUGUCAGAUGGGAUCAGGUUGUGGUUCUUGUGUUUCUCUGCUCCACUCUCCUGUAUGGAAGAUCCCUGUAUGUAAAUUUAAUGAACCUAAUCAGCUGAAAACUUCCUUUCUCUGUCAACGGGAGCUGCUGCAGGGGCUGAUCAAUAAUUCAUAAUCAAAUUUAGAAAUUUGCAUACAAGAGCGUCAAAAGAGCUCUGGUGUUUUUUCCAUCUGGGCUCCUCUCUUAUGUUGUUUCAACUGUCAGCCAUGAAAAAGGGAAAGACAGGUGGGGAGAUGGAGGACGGUUCAAAAGUUGGAGCGGCUGAAGUAGACAAAGUUAAUGCGGGAGGGGGUGAGCAGCUUGUGGAGUAGUUAUCGUCUAUUUAUCGUUAUCGAGGCGAACUGCUGAAUACAUUGUGAUAUUUUUGUGGUUCAGUAUUCCACCAAAUCGUGGGAAGACUCCAUCUGUCGGCUCUGCUUGUUUGCAUCCAGGUAGUGGACCACUGUAGUAUUAUGAUAGGACCCAUUAUCUGGACAUGAAGCCUCGGCUAGUGGGAGGAGACUGGAGUUUCCAGCCCAUAAUAAUAAGACUAUUAAUCAAUUAUUUUCACUAACAAGGCAGGCGAUGUUUAAUCAAGUUGGCUAAAUGUGGACGUCCUUAACUAAAACUUCACCGUCUCUUAAAAACUUUCUUCUUCUUCUUCUCUUUCUCUGACUGAAGCUCGCUCUCUUGGCUCCGUGGCUCUGAGGAAAGCUGAAAACAUGGAGGGAGGUCUUCACUUCAACGUCUUCACUGUGGAUUUCAACGAGGAGCUGGUGGCGCUCUACGGCGGCAGUUUGCUCAAGCAGACGCACUUCCUCCACGAGAGCAUCAAGGCCAUCCUGAGGCUCUACAAGGUCAGGCUCCAAAUAUCCUCUCCUCAGUAACGGACAGGGUUACUUAUACCUCAGCGCGAGAGGGUUAUUGCUGUCGCAGUGAUAUUUCAGUGACAGGGGGAUAAUUGCCAAACACGUAUCAAAUAACAUCGACCGACAUCUAAACCUGCUGCUCCAUAAAUGUGAGGAAGAAUCAGGAGAAGAGGAUAAGUUUAUAAAAGCCAACAUGAACAAUUUACAGUCGAUCAGCUCGGUCCAAACGCAGCUUUGAGCGUGGUUAUAUCGAGGUAGGCUUCAUCAGUGUUAAAAGAGAUCUGGCAGCCAGGUGUGGGACACGAGGCUUAAAAGAAACAUGAUCCAGCUAACCGAGCUCCAGUGAGGUCAAGUUUUUUAUUCUCAGUGUGCAAAGACAUCGAACAGAGGAUCAGAUUUCCUCCUAGAUUGACAACAUAGAUGUCUGAUAUAUUGAGUAAAAUGAAGAAGAACAAAACACUGACUGGUUUAGAUUUGUCUGACAGUGACCUUCUUCUUUCCGGUCUGGCAGCACCUGAAGACCCCCCCUCAGAGCGUGGUGUUGGUCGGUCACUCCAUGGGAGGCGUGGUCGCCCGGGCGCUGUUCACUUUGCCUCGCUUUAACAGCAACCUGGUCAGCCUCAUCAUCACCCAGGCCUCCCCUCACCUGGCUCCAGUCCUGGCCCUGGACCCGUACCUGCUGGGUAAAGUGGACUCUCAGAAUCUAGUGCAGCACCUGAACCCUGACAUGAGGAAGUGACUUGUUUGUUUGUGAGUCUUUAAUGCUGUUUUUGACUCGUCCCCGCUCUGUGUAGAUUUUUACUCAGCAGUGAGGCAGAAGUGGGUGAACCAGGCGAGAAAGCUCAGGAACGUCACAGUCCUGUCUGUAGGGGGCGGUUACCGUGACUACCAGGUUCGCUCCGGCCUCAUAUCCCUACCCUGUCCACCUGGAGACCCUAAUAAGUUAUCAUUAGUCGUGAGUAUCUUUAUUAGCCUCGUCAAAUCUGCGAUUCAAACUUUGUACCUGUGCACAGGGUGCUUUUAUUUACCUGGUUAGCUCCAUGGAUGACUCUGCUAAUCCUGCUAAUCCUGCUGUAUUGUCUUGUUUCUGUCAAGGCCACUGCAGUUCCCAGGACAUGGGUGUCCACAGACCAUCUGUCUAUCGUCUGGUAAAAGAACCUGCAUCAGAACAAACAGCGUAUUAAUCACCAUAUUUGGAAAUUAUGCUAAUUUCUUCUAUACAAUGUGUGUCUUUUGUUGUGCAGGUGCAAAGAACUCGUUCUCGCUACGGUCCGGGCGUUCUUCGACCUCGUCAAUCCUGAAACCCGACAGGUGAGCAAAACAAAUAAUAAUGCACGAGUGUAAAUCACCUGUGAGGAAUCAAACGUUGUCAAAGAAGAAAAAUGUUAUUAACUGAAGCCAAGAGGAGCUCUGGCAGCCCGUGAAAUAUUAAAUUAAUGUUGUUUGUUUCCAGUCUUAAUGCUGCGCUUUAAUCAGUUCACAGACAACCCUCUGAAGAAAAUGGCCGUACUUAAUCAUCACUUCAUCAGACACCCUGUCAGGAUGGUGGGAGAGACACAAGACAACUCCAUCUCCAUCUUAGGUAAGAGACAAGAGAUUUAAUAUCCUGUCCUCGGUCUCAGUGGGUCUUUUUCUGACCAGCCACAACACAUCCACAAACCAGGAAAACCCCACAGACUUAAGUGAUCUAUAUUAUGAUACAAAUAUACCUGCAAACCCGCCCCUCUUAUCUCACGGUGUCUCAGUGUUUACAGUCAGAGGUGUGUCUAAGCUUCAGAUUGUGACAUCUUUAUAAAAUCACUCAAAUCUGUCUCUUGUUCUUCUUUUCUCGUCUUUUUCAGAUUCUCCUGAAGCGUGGAGUGAAGUGAACACGCUGCGCCUGGCUUACAGCACACCAAAGGUAACAAACUUCACACCAGUAAAGCAAAUGAACGUCUUGUACACAGUCAUGCUGGCAAAUGAAAAUAAAGAUGUGGAAAAUAAGACGAGUGCAUCGUCGGUCUGUUUCUGCAGGAAGGACAGAUCAAAUACUUUCAGUUCGCUCUGUCGAGUCGGAGGAAAGCCUACAGCCACUUCUACUGCCGAAGCAGCAACCUGGUGAGAGUUCAGAGAUGUUGCACUCAUGAUUAUAAGAUAAUUACCUACAUCAGUCAGUUAUUUUUCCACUUUUAGUCAAGAAAAUAUGAAAAACUUGAUUCUUAUUGUUAUUGUCCAACAGGAGAUGACCAGCUGGGUGUACGGCUGUGUGCACAAAAACGGUUCUUCAUGGUAAGACAGCGGUUUUAUCUUUUUUUUUCCAUGCGAACUGUAUCCUCCUAUCGUUUGGGUUAAUUGACUUUAACCUGAUUUUCCUCCAGUUUGUUAUUAUCACAGAGGAGAUGUAAUGUAAUUCUCCUCUGAAUCAGAUGAUGUCUGCUCUUUGCAGUGUGCACGCAGUUGAUCUGUCCAUGGCCACUGAGCUUCUCCCACCGUACAAGGUUAGCUCUCCACUAAAGAAACACUUGAGUCUCUCCAGGAUCUGGUGCUGAUGUUUCCUCACAGCCGUCUGUUAUCAUCCUCAGGUUCUGGUUCUGAGUCUCAGCGACUUGUCUUCUAUGACUCACCUGGUUGUUUCAGCCUCCAAUCUCAACGGCAGACAGGUACGACAUGAGGACUCUCCACUCUCUGAUGUGAAGAUUUGGUUUGUCUCUGUGGGACUCACCAAAAUUAUUUAACUUUACCAGAAGGGAACAGAAAUUUCAGGUUUCAUAACAAUCCAUACUAAACUGAUUUUUAGUAUGGAAAAAGAUCGUCUCCCUUGACUUUGUUUCUCUCAGUAAAGCAUAUUUAAGGACUAGUGGAAAAUUCUGGCAUCAUCUAAGUCAUAAAAAAUGUUCACCUGUGAACCAUAGGUGUGUAAAAUGAUUUGAAAUCGGCCAAAUUCACUUUUUUCCCAUCUUUGUUUUGUAACGGAAUAAGACAGAAACAAAAAAGAGAAAAUAUCCGAGAAGGACAUCUGAAGAUAACGUGACCAGUAGGGAUGAGAGACAUAAUCGAUUCAUGCGUCGUGAUUUUUUUAGAAACAUUUUUUAAAUCAUUUUUUAUCUUCAAAAAUCCUUUUUUUUAAAUUUAAGAAUAAAUCUUAAAAACUGCCUUACAUGUGAUGAGUAUUUUUUGGGGAAAUAAGGUUCCUGGAAUAGUCAGCAGACAAUCAUAAUCAUUCAACUGUUUCACUGGAGUUAAAUUUGCAGACUAAAGAUCGAGAAAAUCGUACAAGAAUUGAAUCAGGAGAAAAGCAUCUUGUCUCAGUCCUAGUGACCGUCCCUUUUCACCAUCACUAAUUUCUCUUUCUCACAGUUCACGGUGGAGUGUGAGUGGCAGAGACAGGAAUCUCUGACCCUGUCUGUUGCGGUGCCUCAUGUUUUGUCCUUCGGUAAGUCUUCCCGCUGGAGUUUGUCGUCGUUUUUAAACCUCAGAUUUAAAGACGCUGUUUCACUCUCAGUUGAUUUUUCCAGGUUUGACCUCCAGUGACAUUACAGUCAACUCCUCUGGACUUCUUCACUCCGUCAGGCUGGAGCACUUUCACCAGGUAGGUUUUCUCCUCAGCUGCUUCCUGCGCUCUCUGUUUCUCCUCUGCAGCUAAAAUACUUUGUUUGUUUUCAGGCGUACCAGGCAUUCAGGAUCAGCGUUACAAGCCAGUGCAAAGUUCACAAAGGUAAGUAAAUGAUCAGAAACUUACCUCUAAACAUGUCCACUCAUUAAUUAAAGUGUAAUAAGGAUUCGUUGUUUGUGUCUCUGCAGACAGACUGCCUAAUGUGUACAGAAUAAACGUGCCAUGGUUUCGAGAGGACUCUUUAACCACAGUCAGGUAAGCUCCGCCCCCGUCUGUGUUCACGCCAAUGAUUCACAUUCAGACAUAUUCACCGUCUCUGCCAUGGUUUUCGUUUUAUCCGCCUCCAGUGUGCCGUCAGUGACCGAGAUCUCAGGGAUGCUCCACACAAGUCGACCUGACAACACGUCAGGGGUCCUCCUUCAGCUCCACACCGCCCCCAACUGCCAAUAUAAGGUACAGCAGCCAGAAAGAGAGCACGUUUUCAGAGCAGGGUGGAGUAAAUGUUUAUGCAUCAAAACUACUUGAUUUGGUCGAGUUUGGGGUUAGAAAUAUACUAUCGAUUAAUAUAAUCAAUCAGCACGUUUCUAAGUGAUCUUCUUUAUCCUUUGAUUUUCCCCUCAGGUGUCAGUGAGGACGUCAUUACCCAGAGUUCUCGGACAGGUAUGAUUUUUAAGUUCUUCCUUCGUCUUAAACAAACAGCAGAAGUCCCUCAGGUCCUGAUCUGAUCUCCUGUUUCUCACCUGACAGAUUCUGAGGUUCUGUGGUCCCAUGGUCCCGGUCUACACAGCUGUGACUCUCCUUCUGGCCUGUGGGGAGCAGCUGUCCUUCAUCCUGAAGUCCAGGCGAGCUGCAGACAUGAGCCAGGUGGUGGGAAAGGGUCUGCAGCCUCAUAAAGUCAAUCUGCCGGUUUAUCUCCUCCACAUCUUACUCAGGUGGGCUUCAAACUAACCCCGACCCUGGAGUUUUUUAAUCCCUGAAUAUAACAGGACAUUUUCCCCCUCUCUCCUCUCAGCUGUAGCUGCUUUGAAGAAAGCUGGUCGACGCUCUUUCUCCCUCCCAUGGAUUCCCUCCCUCCGACCACCCCUGACACAACUUUUCACGACGGUACAAUUCCAGUCGAAGAGUGGCCACACCUCCUGUCUCCUCUGCUGUACACUUUCGGGGCAGCUGUGGCGUACUGGGGCAGCACACUGCACCGUCUUCUAGUGCGACUCGUCUCCCUCAUUUUAGCUCCACUGCACAGGUAUGAGAACACACUUCGACUCAGAUCAGUGUGUUAAAUCUCAGCUCAUGAGUUUGAGUGUUUUUGGUCUGAAGGAAUAAUUUCUGCAAAAGUUCUGGAGUUGAUUGAGUCGAAUCAAAAUAAAAAUAUGCUUUCACAUGAAUCACUAAAAGGAUGUUUUGCUCCUUUAUUCUCCCAAAUUUGUUUUUUUUUUCUACUUUCCAUGCAGGCCGUCUGUCUCCAGACACUGCGGCACCCUCCGUCUGCGGACUCAAGUCUUCAUUAUUCUGUGUUUGGCUGUUUUGGGUGGGGCGUCUUGUGCAGCUCUGUCAGUCUGUUUGGCUUUCCUCCUCCACCUCUACAGAGUGAGUCUAAGACACUAGAAUAUAACUACAACCAUUCUGUGACACUUUAGCAACAAUAAUUUAACCAAAUGAUUAGAAAUAGAUGUUUUUUUUAACCACAAUGAACUGACCUUCUUUGCUUCUGCAUGUGCAGGUUCUGAGGCUGCAGAUGACAGAAAGAUCUUUGAGUCACAUGUUGAAUCUGGUGAGAUUUUAAGGCUGAUUUUUACCGUCUCAUUCAUGGCAGUGGAGGAGCUUGGGUGUCUACAUUUAUAUGACUGCAAUAUGGUUUUUGAAAUCCUCCUUAGGCGCCCCGGAAGCACAAAGAAACUGAGAACGGCUCGAUCGAUGCUGAAUCCUUAAACAAACUUAAGGAGUGUAAUGGCGCCCCCUUGCUGUCAGAGUACGCACUGCAGGAGGUGAGGGAUGACUUACAGCUCCACCUCAGCCUGUCGGUGCUCUUCACACUGCCUGUCAUGCUCGUGGCGCCCUCUCUCAUCCACUGGACCCGCAACCUGAGGUACUGUACUGAAACAAAAGCUGUGAGGAGGAGACGCACGUCGGUACAUUUGAGUCGAACAGCUGCGGUUUUUCGUCCUUAAUCCUUUUUUAUGCAUUCAGCUCUUUGUCGGCUUCGUUUUUAAAUCCACAUCCUGAUCCUCUGCAGGUAUUCCCACCUGUUGGAUCCUGACCCCGGCUGGCCGCACCUUGUGCCUCUUAUUAUUGUGUACAUGCUGCUUAUUAACUGCAACACUUUGAAACUCAGCAACAGGUGAGAGCAACAGCAUCACAUAAACUCUCCUGCUCUCUCUGAUACAGCAGCCGAAUCCUUCUUAACUUCCUCUUCAUGUCUUUCAGUAAACUCCUCCCCCUGACAUCCCACCUCCCUCUCCCUUUGGCCAUCGCCAUGGUGACCUUCUCUCCGCUCCACCUCUACAGAGUCACCUAUUUCCUGUUGACGGCACUCAUCCCUCUGGCUUUGGGGAGUCUUCUCUGACGGUACCUGGCUGGUUUCAGUCCACAUCUCUACCAUAACAAGCCUUCUUUAGCUCACAGCUUUACUCGCUGAAGCUGUCGGGGAUGAGCUCGUCCCCCGUAAAGACUCACUCCAUCUCGCUGCUGUGGAGCAGAGCCAUAGACAUACAUAGCUUGGGGAACUGUCUGCUCAAUGUGAGCGCUAAAAGCUCCACGGUGAUUACACUUAGAUUUAAACGAGAGGAUGUAAUGGCCUUGGAACUUUUGGUGCGUCAAAGGAUCGACCUGAAACCAAGUUUGCCUUACUCUGUAUAUCUAUAGCUCUGCCUUCAAGGAGCAUCAACUCCACAACCAGUGAAGCUACUGAUACAAGAGGUUCACAACAGGGUGUUACUGUAACAACAUGUGGGUUUAGCUUUUUGAUUUUUAGCGCUUGUUAUGGUGGCGUGUUCACUGCGCUGUAAACUCCUACACUGCCUAACGCUUAGCUAAGACUUCAAGCUGUGUGCGAUCUCAACUUUCUGACUGUUGCAGCGCAGCCACUGAAAAAGGGAAGGUGACGUUCAUUCCACAAGGAAAAUCCAAAGUAGUCGUGUUUACAUUCUUCCUUAUCCAUAUGUUACAGCAGAGCGAAAGGGAAACAGCAGUAAGAUGAAGGCUGUCAAUGAAAAUGUUUUCAGUGCUUCUGUAGGUUUACUCCACGCUCUCUCAAACAACCUCACACUCUACAAAUCAUUUUUAGGUUUGCAUGAAUCCGGCACAAGUUCACUAAACUCACAUAGGCUGAAAUGACUGAAAAAGACCAACAGACUCCGAUUUAAUCUAGAGAUGUUCGUAGUUUUUUAUGAGGGAAUUAAAAGUUGAAAAAGCCAUCUAGUGUAGCCCAGAGUAUCAGUCAAAAUCGAGCGCUGAGUGUGGAGAGACUGAGUGUGGCUAACAUUAGCAGAGCUAGCACCUUUAAUCUGACCUGCAGACGCCUGUGCUGGUUACAAAUCGCUCUAUUUUUAUCAUGUUGCUCUAAAUCCUGAUGAGCCGCGCCGUGCAAUGAGAUCCCAUCUAUCAUCUGUGCAUUAUGGCUGUCUUCACUCACUGAGCUGCAGUCCCAGUUAGUGGUUGGUGACUGACUUUCAGACCUGUCAUAACAGAAAUAUUAACAACUCGUUUCUCACGAGUAAUAAGAUGCACACUAUAAUGUUCCUCCAGUAUGAUGAAUAAUUGCACUGAUAUUGAGUUUUUCAGAAUAUCAAGUUUUCACACAGUUCAUCCCUAAAGAUCACCACGAGGAAAAAUGUAAAUGUUUGACACCUGAACCUGCUGGACUGGUGAACUUUCUUUGAACCAUCAUGAGAUCUUUUUUUAACUAAUCCUGUCCUGUGUGUGUCAGAGUGGGGUACGUUAAAAAGACUUGUGGGCCAAAUAUAUUUCGCCUUCUGUUCUUGUUGCAAGUUUUUUUUUUAUGUUAAUCUGUUUGCACAUACUGUCACCUCACUGCCGCCUUUUUUCUUUUUUUGUGAUUUGCAGUAUCUUUGCGUAACACUGUGGGCGAUCGAGAUUGAUCUACCAAGUUUUUAUUUAACUUUUGAUUUUAUGGUUGCCUUUCUGUAACUCUUUUUGCUCAAAAACUUGUCUUAUUCUCUGCGUUGCAUCCUCCUGCUGUUGCUCACACCCCCUCAUGUCAGUGACGCAGCUGCUGUGCCUUUCUGCUUCCUCCUGUAUGCAGCAGUCUUUCUGUUUCAUACCUGCCUGUCAGCUGAAAACCAUGCAGUCCUCAGCAGUAGUGUCUUUGCUCUAUGCUGUGAAUGUAAGUGUACUUUACUGUUUUCUCACAAACUUAGUCCUAUAACACAGUAGUGAAAUCUCAAACGAGUAACUUUAUGAAAACACGACACCAGAGAGUGUUUCAUUAGGGACCAAGCCUCUGAGGUAGGCGUACAAUCAUUUGUUACCGUGCUCUGCAAAAGCCCAACGUGAAUGUACCCGCGCUGAAUGUCUCUACAUGUGUGUGUUUGACUUCCUACUGUUACUAGUGCUGUAAGUGAUCUGUGCACUCGUCUGUUUGGUGCAGUUUUAGUGCUUUGAGAUGCACAUCGUCUGCCUCGUGGUGAUUGGUGGCACACACUACUUUGUAGAACAAAUUAGUAGAGAUGAAGAUUUUUGUUUUUUAUAUAAAUAUUAAUGUGAUUUCUAUCGGUGUUCACUGUGAUCAUGUCGUAGUACAAGUUUUACACAUGAAGGUUUCCUCUUACCAAACUGGAAAAUCAACUGUAGGGAAAAAGAUGGGAUUUUUAUCCCUAGAGGAAUAAUUUUUUAGUAUAGUACGCUUUUUAGAUGAAACUAUCAAUGUGUGUUUGACGUCUGUUUAAAAUUAAAAACUUUGCAGAAAUGAGGAAAAUCAGCAAAAUUUUAAAAAUGCUUUAAAAAAAUUCAAAUUAGACUCAAAGUAAACAUGAAUAUAUUCCACAUUUUAUAAACGCUCAGUCUUAAAGGUACAGUGUGUGGAAAACACUCCCUUGCUCACCCCAAUGCGAGGUUCUUUUACUCAUCCUUUGUGCACAUAUUAAAGCCUACGUUUAAGUUAACAAAAACACAAUUAUUUUUAUUUUAAGGUAAAUAUGCACUAAUUUAAACACACUUAUGAAUAAUAUCUUCUAUUUCCUUUAAGUCUGUUGUUCAGCUUAAACACUACGCACUGUACCUUUAAAUACUGCCAUUAUAAAAACCGGUAUGGACUGUGAUCCUGUUUCUUUUUGUUGUUGUAGAGCUUUGACGAACGUACCAUCUAAACAAACAAAGACUGGGGAAAAAAUGGGUAUAUUCAUUAGUUACAUAUUAAUAUAACUGUUGGUAUUGUUCACUGUCUAAUGAAGCUUUUGGAUUAAGUUGAACAAACAGUGUUUUAUUGAAAAACUUUAAUUUUAAGCUCAAAGAUAGGGACUCUUAUUUAAAUCUAAGACACUUUUUAACACAUUGAGAGGGUAUGUUCACAUCUACUGCUUUACAGACAGGGGCUUAAUCCAUACAAUAUAUUAAUUUUUAAUUGACAAACACAAUAUAAGGAUUGAGUUCAGAUUAAAAGCAAAAGUGUUUUAUUAUUUAUGUGUCUAAUUUUUUGCAGAAGGGUGUGAAAUCAAAAAUUGUGACUAAAUCUGACUUUUUUUCAUUGUCUAUCUGGUGAUAUGGAAGUAAUAUUUAUAUUAAAUGUAACUCUUGUCUUUAAGUGCUUUAAAGUCUGGUUAACCUAUCAGUUACUCUUCUUCUGCUUCUGCCUAGAGUGACUUUUAAAACCUGUAACCUCCUGCUAGCUGGUCCUUGCGCAGAACUAGUUAGUCUUUGCUAAAUGCUGUCCCAUGCAGUAAGCUGAAGGGAGUGGACGUCUGAGGGAUGGUUGUGCUGUAAUUGAAUUUGGUGGUGAGGAUCCAUGAGUGGAAGAGUAUGUUCUCCUCAGGUUAAAGUAAAUGUGUCAAAACUGAUUGUGUCGAUGUUUUUUAUAUUUUUCACAUUUUUAACUGAUGUCAUUGUAAAUGGGCAAACUGUGCAAUUUUUGGCACUAUUGUUGUUGCAAUAAAAACAAGAAAAUA